AUGUCGCACGCCCAGGAUGGUGCCACAACUCCCCCAGGUCUCUAUGAGGAAAGUGAGGCCAUGCAACUGGAGCCUGAAUUUCAUGAUCAUCUAUUUCUAAUAAGUGACCGUGAUCCUCAAUGCAACCUCCACUGCUCCAGGACUCAAGCUAAACCCAUCUGCGCCUCUGAUGGCAGGUCCUAUGAGUCCAUGUGUGAGUUCCAGAGAGCCAAGUGUCGGGACCCAGCCCUGGGUGUGGUCCAUCGAGGUAGAUGCAAAGAUGCUGGCCAGAGCAAGUGUCGCCUGGAGAGGGCUCAGGCCUUGGAACAGGCCAAGAAGCCUCAGGAGGCUGUGUUUGUCCCGGAGUGUGGCGAGGACGGUUCCUUUACACAGGUGCAGUGCCAUACUUACACGGGGUACUGCUGGUGUGUCACCCCAGAUGGGAAGCCCAUAAGUGGCUCUUCUGUGCAGAAUAAAACUCCUGUAUGUUCAGGUCCAGUCACUGACAAGCCCUUGAGCCAGGGUAAUUCAGGAAGGAAAGAUGACGGCUCUAAGCCCACACCCACGAUGGAGACGCAGCCCGUAUUCGACGGAGAUGAAAUCACAGCUCCAACCCUAUGGAUUAAGCACUUGGUAAUCAAAGACUCCAAAUUGAAUAACACCAAUGUAAGAAAUUCAGAGAAAGUCCAUUCUUGUGACCAGGAGAGGCAAAGUGCCCUGGAAGAGGCCCGGCAGAACCCCCGUGAGGGCAUUGUGAUCCCUGAGUGUGCCCCAGGUGGGCUCUAUAAACCUGUGCAGUGUCACCAGUCCACAGGUUACUGCUGGUGUGUCCUAGUGGACACAGGGCGCCCGUUGCCCGGGACUUCCACACGCUAUGUGAUGCCAAGUUGUGAGAGUGAUGCCAGAGCCAAGAGUGCUGAGGUGGAUGACCCUUUCAAGGACAGGGAGUUGCCAGGCUGUCCUGAAGGGAAGAAGAUGGAAUUUAUUACCAGCCUGCUGGAUGCCCUCACCACAGACAUGGUUCAGGCCAUUAACUCAGCAGCGCCCACUGGAGGUGGGAGGUUCUCAGAGCCAGAUCCCAGCCAUACCCUGGAGGAGCGGGUGGCACACUGGUACUUCAGCCAGCUGGAUAGCAACAACAGUGAUGACAUUAACAAGCGGGAGAUGAAGCCCUUCAAGCGCUAUGUAAAGAAGAAAGCCAAGCCCAAGAAAUGUGCCCGGCGUUUCACCGACUACUGUGACCUGAACAAGGACAAGGUCAUCUCACUGCCUGAGCUGAAGGGCUGCUUGGGUGUUAGCAAAGAAGGUGGUAGCCUUGGCAGCUUCCCCCAAGGAAAACGAGCAGGCACAAACCCAUUCAGUAAGUCGCUUUCUUUCCGGCCCUUCCCUUUCUCCUCUAUGCUGAAGCUGUGGUUGCACAGCAGUGAAGCAGUUGGCCAGAUCACUUAA
Messenger RNA from Cricetulus griseus (Chinese hamster), 1428 nucleotides. The record is from RefSeq and is a predicted model, not a curated record. NCBI's taxonomy places the organism in Eukaryota, Metazoa, Chordata, Mammalia, Rodentia, Cricetidae.